Molecule: messenger RNA, 321 nt
Organism: Sporothrix schenckii 1099-18
Lineage: Eukaryota; Fungi; Ascomycota; Sordariomycetes; Ophiostomatales; Ophiostomataceae
Exons: 2
Coding region: 1-321 (106 amino acids)
Source: RefSeq, a predicted model, not a curated record
AUGGUUCGCAAUACCUUCCUUGUGAACAGAAGUGGUACCACGCAGAAGGAAUUCUGUGAACUGAAGAUAGGGAAGAUGAACGCCGUUUUUGGCACAAGGGCUUUCACGGGAAAUAAUGCAUCACCGGCACCUGCCGUAAAUAUCCAAAGUGUAGCACCUCCCUUCCUCGAGUAUUCUGCAAUGCACCUCUUCUUCCGGAUCAGGGAGGAGCGGACGGGAAAUUUACAACUAAGGAAGGUGCAGCACAACGACAAACGAGUUGCAUUUGAGAAUGAGCGAUGUCGCGAGGAGGAGCAUGCGCCUUCCUGCGUUACGACAUGA